This is a messenger RNA of Auanema sp. JU1783, 411 nucleotides long. The record is from the annotation of a GenBank genome assembly. NCBI's taxonomy places the organism in Eukaryota, Metazoa, Nematoda, Chromadorea, Rhabditida, Rhabditidae.
AUGGUUCGUACAAAGCAAACAGCUCGAAAAUCAACCGGAGGAAAAAUACCUCGUAAGAAAUUGGAAAGCAGGGCUGCCCGGAAAACAUGCCAUGUUGCGCCCUCGAUACUAAAACCACAAAGAUACCGUCCCGGAUCUGCCGCUCUCCGUGAUAUACGUCGUUACGAGAAAUCCACUGAACUUAGCAUCCGCAGACUGCCAUUCCAGCGUUUGGUAAGAGAAAUUGCUCAGGAUUUCAAGACUGAUCUCCGUUUCCAAUCCUCUGCUAUGAUGGCUGCUCAAGAGGCUACUGAGGCUUACAUUAUCCAUCUUUUCGAAGAUACCAACUUGUGUGCUAUCCACGCCAAGCGUGUUACCAUCAUGCCUAAGGACAUCCAAUUGGCCAGACGCAUCCGUGGAGAACGUGCUUAA